Messenger RNA from Centruroides sculpturatus (bark scorpion), 1328 nucleotides. RefSeq lists its product as uncharacterized. NCBI's taxonomy places the organism in Eukaryota, Metazoa, Arthropoda, Arachnida, Scorpiones, Buthidae. The record is from RefSeq and is a predicted model, not a curated record. The transcript is spliced from 5 exons. Bases 40 to 1236 code for a protein of 398 amino acids.
UUGAAGUUUCGACAGGAAACCAAGUUGGUUAAUAGCACCAUGGAGAAUAAUAAAGAAAAAGACUAUCAAUUUCAAAUAAAAAUACUCUAUCUUCUGAUCCUGCUGCUCUUCUUGGUUGUCCUUAUACAAUCGUUCGUCAUCAUUUAUUCACCUCGAAAUAGUAAUAUUCGAAUGGCUUCACCCGAUAUAGAAGAGCGUUAUACCAAAUCCGAGAAAACUAAAGGCAAUGAUGUAAAUAUCAAUAGUGACAUUGCUCGUCAUCGACUUAAAAUAAGAGACAUUUCUUCUAAAACUGAAUGCGGAGAGAAAGACGAAGAUGCAGUAAUGCUGAACGGAAUAUGCAGUAUAAAAAAAUCUGAACUCUGCGAGUAUUGUCUUACUGCGGAAGACAUUUGUAAAAGAAACACAACAGAAACGGAAGGAGUACAAAAGGAAGGAAAAAAUGAUUCUGAAGAAAAGAAGAAACAAGAAAGUAGACAUUGCAUACUCGACAACGUUACAGAUUACCAGAUUAUUCCAUUUCCAAUAUUUAAUGAGAGCCGAAGACUCGCUUUCGCACAGUUUGAAGAGGAUUCUGAAGGAAAUCUGAACAUUUGGCUAAAGGAAAAAGAAAAACCUGUUAUACAAAAAUAUAAGUUACAUGAAAACGGAAGUUAUGAAAUUCUUAAAGAAAUUCAUUUUCCUGACACGAUCACUGAUUUUGGAAUUGUAUACAAUGGAAGUUAUUACGGUCGACACGAUUAUGAACACAAAAUUGUCAGAUACAACUUCCAGACUUGGGAAUCGAAAAUAGGAGAUAAAAUUUUUCAUAUUCCAUAUGUGGAUUACUUGUUUUUUUGCAUAGACGAGGACAAUAUUUGGGUAUUUAACUUAAUAAACUAUCGUGUUUACGUGAUUCACGAGGCGCUUCAAAUUGAUCCAGAGAAUUUAAAAGUUUUGUCUAAGCAAGAAGUUGAUCCUGGAAAUUGUCUGAUAAGAUUUGCAUUUGUUGCUUAUGGCAGGGUUUAUUGCUUCGAAGAUUUGAAAAAGUUAAGGAUUUCUUUUCUGUCGGAUAAAACCGAAAAGGAAAAUCCAUACAUUACUAUUAAUAUUGAUAAAGAAAAAAGUCUUAAUGCUGUUAAUCAGUUCUACAAUUUUAAAGAACAGUAUCUUUAUGUACUUUACGAAUCCUACAAACCCAUGAGUUAUACACUUCAUAGAUACAAAUUACACUUUAAUUGUUCGUCUGAAGAAUGAAAAGUUGAAUCGAGAUGUGUAUUAUUUUGUUUCGUUAUACAAUAUUGCAUAUAAAGUCGUUCCAACAGAUUGAUGUAAUGAAUAAUUUCUAU